Messenger RNA from Hypoxylon trugodes, 877 nucleotides. RefSeq lists its product as uncharacterized. Gene Ontology annotation, molecular function: protein binding. The record is from RefSeq and is a predicted model, not a curated record. The coding region runs from base 171 to 872 and encodes 233 amino acids. NCBI's taxonomy places the organism in Eukaryota, Fungi, Ascomycota, Sordariomycetes, Xylariales, Hypoxylaceae. The transcript has a single exon.
CUUGUAAACUCCGGGUAAUUCUUUAUCACUAGAACAAUAGACGCCCGUGAAAGAAUUGGGCACGAACAAUGCUAUUGAGUUCAUACUUAUGAGAUUAAGUAUGCUAAGUAGUACUCAUCCACCAACACAUUUUACGUCGGCUGUAAGUAUUAUCUGUUCCUGGUAUCAAAAUGGCCUUAUCUAACGAAGUGCGCAUGCCCUCUUUCGAAUUCACACCAUUUGAAAAGGCCGAGUAUAUGAAUGAAAUAUAUACCCAUCUUUGGCGCUGCGCAACCUUACUAAAGAAUUUCGGGAAUGGAGCUUCGGCAAGUGCUCUCGAAGAGGCUUAUGAUGAGGCUGACGACGCGUUGAUAAUUGCUCUGGAAGCAGAAGCCAGUGAGUCACCCCCUCUCGCACAAUGCUACAUAUACAGAGGCCACGUCCUAUGGGCUAUGAAAAGAUACGUUGAAGCUCGAUUUGCAUAUGAAGAUGCAAUGAAUAUUCCAACCGAAAAUUCGGUGGAUCGUACUGCUUCGGAGCACGCGGCCGGUUGGGUGGUUCAUAUGGACAAGAAGAUUCGCGAAACGAAGAGGAAUGCCGGUAUAUGGACGGCCCAUCAAAGAAACUCUGCUCCUAAAGAGCAAGAGGUGUCAAUUUAUAAAUGGCGUGAAGGGGAACGGAGACUAUUCAAUAUUUCCUAUGCCUGUCCUCCAAUCCAUGAGGUACUCGCCGGCAAGGUCUCUUGUGUUGAGACAGUUCAGAUCCAUCAUCUUACUCGACCACAAAGACUUGUCGAAUACGAAGGGGAUUGGGUUUCAGAGAUUAUCCCUCGUCCUAGACCUGCACGAAGGGCAUUAUCGAGCCGAACUCCAUCCCGUGUCAAUUCUAGUUAGCGCAU